This is a messenger RNA of Emiliania huxleyi CCMP1516, 1284 nucleotides long. RefSeq lists its product as hypothetical. Gene Ontology annotation, molecular function: protein binding. The record is from RefSeq and is a predicted model, not a curated record. The transcript is spliced from 3 exons. The coding region runs from base 1 to 1284 and encodes 427 amino acids. Lineage: Eukaryota; Haptophyta; Isochrysidales; Noelaerhabdaceae.
AUGCCCCCGGAAAAAGCACGCCAGCCCUUCGACGUUCCCGGGCUCGACGACUUCGAGUGGGCGCAGGAAACAGACACGGCCAGCUUCUUCUUCAGCGUCGGAGCGGGCGUGCGCGGGCGCGACCUGCUCGUGCGCAUGCUGCCCACGACGCUGUGCGUGCGUUGCCACGGCCGCAUCCUCCUCGAUGGGCCGCUCGGCGGCACAAUUGCACCGGAAGAGAGCGAGUGGGAACUCGUGGACGGAUCUCUGCACCUCACGCUGCGCAAGGCGCAGCAGUGCGAGUGGCGGAUCCCGAUCCGCCAGACGACGGCGACCACCACGCCUGGCACAGCGCCAGCCGCGACCGGCGCGUCCGCGCCCUCAAGGCCGGCCUCGUCUGCCACCGCACCACCACCGCAGCCGCGACGCCUCCCCGCCCUCGACCGCAGCGCGGGCGGCUCCAGCGUCCUCCGCGACGCGUACCGUGCAUGGGACCGCUUCGACGAGGCGGGCGCGCUCGCGGCGGUCGAAAACGAGGGCAAGAGCGAGGACAGCAUCGGCGUGACCCUCCGGGCGGGGGGCGGCACCGCGGCGCUGCAGUGCACCGACUAUGUCAAGGACACCGAGGAGGUCGAGCUGGAUGAGGAGCUCGGCCGGAAGCGCUCGUCGCUGCAGGCGACGCUCAACGCGCGCCUCGCCCAGGCCGCCGAGCUCAAGGCCCAGGGGAACCGACUGCUGUCCGAUGGCCAGCCGCGCGCGGCACUCGAGAGGUAUCUCGAGGGCGAGGGCGCGCUCUGCGCGCUCGAGCAUGCGCGGGUGCUCUGCUCGGCGCACAUGGUGGGCACGACCGACGCGCUGCUCACCGACCUGCGCGCCAACGCCGCCCAGGCCGCCCUCAAACUCGGCGACUGGGACGCCGCCAUCGAGACCGCCACCGCCGUCCUGGAGGCCGUGCCCACGCACGCAAAGGCGCUCUACCGCCGCGCGAGCGCGCACGCGAGCCGCGACGGCGACGGGGACGCCAGCAGAGCGCGUGCCGACCUGCGUGCCCUGCUGAAGGUGCAGCCGAGCAAUGGCGCAGCGAGCAGGCUACUCGAUUCGCUUCCGGCCGAUUCGCGUGGUGGUAUCAUGGUCCUCUGGAGCAACGAGCUCGACGAGACCGCCGAGGCCGAGCUCAGCAAAGGCCAAAGCGUGGGGCGACCGCGACGGGAAGCUCCAUUUCAAACAAAAACGGCCGCGCUCUCAACGGCGACCUCCGCCGCGGCAACAGUCUCAAAGCGGCUCCUAGGCAUCAGGGGCCGCUGA